Messenger RNA from Homalodisca vitripennis (glassy-winged sharpshooter), 4623 nucleotides. RefSeq names its product zinc transporter ZIP13 homolog (gene Zip99C). Gene Ontology annotation, cellular component: membrane. The record is from RefSeq and is a predicted model, not a curated record. Bases 24 to 722 code for a protein of 232 amino acids. The transcript is spliced from 4 exons. Gene Ontology annotation, molecular function: zinc ion transmembrane transporter activity. Gene Ontology annotation, biological process: zinc ion transmembrane transport; intracellular zinc ion homeostasis. Lineage: Eukaryota; Metazoa; Arthropoda; Insecta; Hemiptera; Cicadellidae.
AUGUAUGAUGUGAUGAGAACCGGAUGUAUACAGGUAAUCCCUCCAUGUUCUGUGGAAUAUGGGUUCUGGUGGGACUGUUGCUGUUUAUCAUCGUAGAGAAGGUGUUCUCGGCUCCCAAUCCGUACGCAGAGAUGGAACCAGACAACAGGGACAGUGAUGUUGACAGUGGAUGUCAACACAACAACAACUGUGAGGACAAGGGCUGCAUCUCCAAGGGCAAGAGAGCCUCAGAUCCUCUCAUCACUGUUAGGCCUUCACACCAGCAGGUUGCUGGUUACCUGAACCUGAUGGCCAACAGCAUAGACAACUUCACUCACGGACUGGCAGUGGGUGGCAGUUUCCUGUUGUCACCCCGAGUUGGAGCCCUCACCACCUUCGCCAUCCUUGUUCAUGAGGUGCCUCAUGAGAUCGGGGACUUUGCCAUACUGUUGAGGGCUGGAUUUUCGCGGUGGGACGCAGCCCGGGCUCAGCUACUGACGGGCACAGCAGGGCUGGUCGGGGCUCUUACUGCUGUCACUUGCAGUGGGGCUGGCACUAUUAUGGAGGCCAAGACAUCCUGGAUCCUACCAUUUACUGCCGGUGGGUUCCUCCACAUCUCCCUGGUGACGGUGCUGCCAGAACUGCUACAAGAGGAGAAUCCUAGGGAGUCCAUCAAACAGCUGCUGUCACUGGUGUGUGGUAUUGUGCUCAUGGCAGUGCUCACCUCGAUAUGUGAGGGCUAGUCCUCACCUCUUGUGUGCGUGAGCUGGCCUAAUUCUGCACUUGCACUUGGUCUACAAUGUUUAACAUCAGAUUUUAAUUCAAUAUUUUUCUGUCCUGUUUGAUUUAGUUUUUAAAUCAUAUUUGAAUUACCUAUAUAAUAAUAGGUUUUGAUUUUCUAAACAGUGAGGAAGAAGAGAAUUAACUCAGAGACCUAACCUUCACCUCAAUUUUUUCAGACUAAUUUGCACCGUUUUAACUCCUGUUGUAUUUUCUAUAAAUAAUGAUCAGCAAAAGCAUUACUUAUAAUAAUUAAUUUCAACCAUAAUUAUUUAUUAUUGUCACAGUGAAUGGUUGUAAUUUAUUAUUACAAUGUUAUUACAAGUUAAACAAAUACCAUUUGAUUAAAUUGUCUAAAUGCAAAGUGAAAGGUACUCAUGAUCGUCUAAUAUGUUAAUUCUUUCUAGUCUGUUGAGGUAAGUUGGUUCAACUGAUCUCCUUCUACAAUGGAUGACUACAUGAUUAUGCACAAUGUUGUUGCAGUUAAUUUGGAUAUUAAAAGUAAUUGUAAAUAAAUGGAACUAUUUACUACAGUAGGUAUUUAAUACAUUAAAUACACUAUAUAUUUAAAAUCUAAUGUAAAAUUCCACCAGUCUUUAAUUUUAUGUCCUGAAGCAAUGUUUAAGUAAUAUGCAUAAAGUUGGUUAUUUAUCUUUGCAUGUAUGUUGUAUUUUUUAAAGAAUUCCAAGCAAAUUUUCAAGCAUAUGCAUGUUUUAUGAGUGGUUACGAUAAAUUUUACUGUAAAGAGGUGAUGAGUUAAGGUUAAGAGUAAUAGGUGGCAUAAAAACAAUUUGUCAUUGGUCCAAAUAUUUUGUGAGUACAGAUUCAAACCGCCCAAAUGCAUAGCAUGGAUUUAACUUUACAAAUAUCAAUUGAUUAUUAUAAAUUCAAAUUUUAAUAUUAUUCACCUUAGGUAUGAAUGGAAUUUCAUAAUGCAAGUACAUUAAUGGCAUUUAGCUCUAAAAUUUAAAACAGAUUAUAAAAGGAAAUAGAUUUCACAACAGAAUCAGUUUUCUCACAUUCAAUUUUCCAACAGAAUAAAAUAUAAGACCCUUGAUCAAACUUGCCUUAAGAGUACUAAUUAACUCUGCGUAAUGAGAAACGUUUCAUUGUGUAAAUGAUAUUUACUUUUUGUCAUGUACUCUAUUGCCCUCUUAUGAUUCAAUUUGUGUUGACAUUCCAAAAGCAGAUCUCUUAAUUUAGCUGUUAAACAUAACUACUGUAUAGAAGUUCAUGUCUUAGAUGUUUAAUGAGGUAUUUCAAUUCUGAGUAUUCAAAAAAUACAAUAUUUUAAAUAUGUUACCAUUAUACUUAUUGUUGUUAUUUUUAAUUUGUCUUAUCUGAAUGCUGUUUAGGCAAAACACCAGGAUUUAAUGUGUAUUGCCCCAACAGCGAUGUUAAGCCCAUUAUGAAUCUCACCAUUACCUUACUUGCCAUGAUAUGCAAAUAUCACAUCAAAUUCACUGAAUCUUAUUACAACCAUAAAGGGGUUAUAGUGAAUUAGUAAAUUACUUUGCAGAGUUACAAAGUAAACUCCUGCCAUUAUUAAAUUAAAUAUUCCACAAAUAUUUCUUUUUUAUUUGUGCAAAAAUAAGAAAAAUUAAAUUUGAACCCUACAUGCAAUUAUUAUUAGCUUACUACAAUCAACACAUACAUAAAUAAUGUAGAUAUUAUUUUUCUAAAACUAAUGGCUCAUUUAACUUAACAACUAAAACAAAAAUGGAAUUAAUUUAUUGCCUUGCUGCAUAUCAAAGUAGGUCUUUUUUAAAUAUUGAGUAUAAUAAUGACUGAUGUAACAUGCCGCUAUAUACCAUUGCAACUUGUUGAAAGAGUUGGAUUACAUUUUGAAAUUAAAAUGUUACUAACAAUUAUUGUGAUUUUGAAUGUAUAAGAAACGAGUUUAUAAAAACACAGUAUGUACAAAACACAAUAUUGUUCCCACAAAUGUAAGAAUGUUGUCUCUGGCCUGUCUCACGUUACCAUGUAUCUUAGUGUAUAUUCAUUGUAGAUAUUGUACGUACAUUGUAGACUGAACAAAUAGCAUUCUCAGUAGCUCAACUAAGGUGCUACUUAUCCUAAAAGUAAGUCACAUCAGUUUAUAUUAUAUGCCAUUUUCUUAUUAUUAUAAUAGUUUUAGCCUAGGUUUUCUUCUACACAUGGUAUUUUAGUUGUUUGCGUUUUUGACAAGUUCUAGCUUAAGAUGACUUUUGAUCGUUAAUAAGAGUGAUUUUCAUCUCAUUUUGCACAAAUAAUGUUUGUACCAGCACGAUGCGAGCGGAUUUAUUAGUCUGUAACUGAUAAUACGGGACCCAGGGUAAGAAGGAGUUAUUUAUUGUUAUACUUUAUUUUAAUACCUUUUAUUAAUUUAUGUAUUGUAAUUCACUGACAUCCUACUUGGCAGAUUAUAAAAUCCUUUUUUAAAAAGGUGCUACAAAAUACAAUAUUUUGUCUUAAUGGCCAGUAAUAAAUAUUUAUGUGUGUAUUUUUAUAUCACAGUUUAGGUAAAUGACCAUGUUUUUUUGCAGAUGUUGUCAAGUGAAUGUUUAUAUCAUGACGAAGCGUUUUAAUUGAACGAGUAGAAUGGAUAGUUGAGUAAAAUAAUGUGAUUGUAUUUAUUUCUAUUCUUAUAAUCAGCCAAUAAGUAGCUUUAGUUAUGUACAUAAUGUUAAUUUAUCAUUUGUUUAAUCAAAAUAAGUCAUAGUUUAAAGUGCUAGAGUAAGUUUACUUUCACUGAUAUGAACUUUAUGAUUACAUUCUAGGAGUGUGAUAUUUCAAAUCAGUUUUUUUAAACUAAGAAUGUUGUUUUAAAUACUUUUCACCACUUGUUGUAAACAAAUAUUUAAAAAUCUAAAUGUAAAAUGGUAUUGCAAAACAAAAGUUAUAAAUUAAAUUUCAUUUUAUAUUUGGUGUUACUUAAAUUCAAAAGAAUAUUGCUAUAUUUAUCAAUUUCGUAUAUUCAUGAGAUUUUUGUUAAAUGCAAAUUAUUAUUCAUUGUGGAAAACAUGUUUCUAGUAAUGGCUAGAUUAUAUAGUUUCAUCAACCCUUUCUGUGCCAACAUAUGUUUUCCCAGGCAUUUACAAGAAAAUUAUUAAUAAAUUUAAAUUAAUUCUGAAACUUGUUCAAAAUAAUACAUUCUUUCAUUCAAAAAUAGGCGUCUAUAAUUAAUUGAAAUUCUAAAACCAUCAAAAUCCAAACGAAAUACAAGAGACAGUGAUGUUAACUAACUAUUUAAAAAAAUUUGUUUUUAGCUACUGAUUGUUUUUCUAGUUGUAAGGGUAUUUUCACGAUAAGCACUUUUAAAAUGCCAAACUUGGAUUUUAUUGCCAAAUCUGUUGUGUGUACACAAAACAUAUCUUGUGCGAUACACAGGACAAACAAUAUCUAGCACAGAAAGGGUUAAAAGGUUUCACUAUGAACUCUUAACUUUUUACUAUAAAUUUUCCUUGUUGUUAAAACAUAGUACUUGUAAAUUAAUUGAUAAUUUGAAUUUUUUUACUUUAAUAAUUUCCUGUUUUUAAUUUAUUUAAUUUUUUAAUGUGAGUAAAAUAAAUAUAAAUAAAUACAUUUUUAAAAUGUUUAAUAUUAUAGUAACAUUUUUGUAUGAAACUGAGGAGGAACUGAAAUGAUUGUUAGCUUUUCUCUAGUGCACUAGCACUGGCAAUAGGCUAAGCCAAUUGUGAUAUGAGAUUUAUUAUAUUCAUUGAUAUUAGUAUGUACAGCUAUUUUUGUAAUAUUUGAAGUUUGUAAUGUAUAAAUAAACUAUUGUGAAUAAAACGUAAAUGUAUUUUUAAUUAAUUUUAACCUAUUUUUCAAUAUUGAUGUUUCAAUUUGACUUAGCCUAUUAAAUCUUUAUUUUGAUUACUA